This is a messenger RNA of Clunio marinus, 480 nucleotides long. NCBI's taxonomy places the organism in Eukaryota, Metazoa, Arthropoda, Insecta, Diptera, Chironomidae. The record is from the annotation of a GenBank genome assembly.
AUGGCUGGAGCCAUUAUUCAUACAAUAAUGGAACAUGAUCCUAACAGAAGUUUAGGAAAAAGAGACUUUAAUCAUUUAACCGGCAUCAUCGUAAAAGUUUUUCCAACUGAAAUACCUGGAACUUUCUUCAUUUCAUCUUACAAGGGCAAAGUACCAACAGGAAAGUUGUAUUCGACAUAUUUGAACAUACGAAAUGCUUUAGUUGAUGUUAAAAUAAUAACUAGAGAACGACGAUCUCGACGUGAACCAUCAUUAUCUCUUGACGAAACUGACGAAUCAACCACCGAUCAUUUGGAAAAUUCAUUUCGUGUUAUUGAAAGUGAAAAUAUUGGUGAAUUAAACACAAUAAAUUCUGCUUGGGAUAAAACAUACGAUGAACGUCAGAAACUUCUGGGAAGCACAGAAUUUUCGACAUCAAAUUAUGUAGGGAAAUAUCCUUUCUUAAGAGAUCCACAAGGAUAUUUAGUGGGCUGUACAUGA